Messenger RNA from Osmerus eperlanus (European smelt), 2374 nucleotides. RefSeq names its product outer dynein arm docking complex subunit 1 (gene odad1). NCBI's taxonomy places the organism in Eukaryota, Metazoa, Chordata, Actinopteri, Osmeriformes, Osmeridae. The transcript is spliced from 15 exons. Gene Ontology annotation, biological process: cilium movement; outer dynein arm assembly. Bases 137 to 1798 code for a protein of 553 amino acids. The record is from RefSeq and is a predicted model, not a curated record. Gene Ontology annotation, cellular component: axoneme.
CACGCGUUACUGUGCUUGGAAACGGUUGCCAACAACAACGAAGAAGCGAGCGAGCAAGGAGGGUAUCUUUAGCAAAGUUCACAUUUAUCGACGUAUAUCAAAUUGGAAAAACCGGAUCUAAAAUCAGUGGCCUAACAUGCCUCGGGGAAGGUCUGCCACUAGUGUCCACUCGGACAGCAGUGAACUGGAUCUUGACGUGAUAGCGGAGACAGAGAUGGGAAAACUUCACAGGCAGUUUCGCAUCAUGGAGGGAGACAGGCAGGCCUACAACAUUCAGUCUCAGGAACACAUCCGCAGACAGCGCUAUGAGAUAGAGAAUCUGGAGAAAGAGCAAGAAGAGAUGAGGCUGGACCUGGCUGUGUCUGAGAGUGGAUCCAGACGGCAGCAGGACACUGAGAGUGCCCUGAACCUGCACUCACUGCUGGACCAGAAGGAGCAGGUGGACGACAAGCUUGAGAGAGAGAAGCAGUUCCAGGCUGAUCUGGCGAAGGAGAUAGCUUGCCUAGAGAGGAAGCUGACAGAGCUUAGAAGUGGGAAGGUCACCCAGAAGUCCCAGCCUCGGCAAACUCCGAAGGCCAUGCGCACCCUGGAAUACAGACUGGACAGAGCGCUCAUCCGCUUCAACGAGCAGCUGACCAAGAACAGCCACCUGAGGGAAGACCUGGAGACCCUGCGCCUGGAGCGAGGCCGCUUCCUGCAGCUGCAGCGCAGGCUGAGCAAGGAGCUGCAGGAGAUUCGAAAGGAGAUCGGAGACAUGAUCAGCCUCUCCACUGCUGCCUACGAUGCCAGAGUGGAGGCCCAGUCCAAGAUGACGGUGAUGAAGGAGAAGGCUGUGAAGGACCUGGCUCAGUACAGCGCAGAGAUGAAGGAACUGGAGAGGGUGAUCGCUCACGAGCGCAGACUCAAACAGUUCAUGACCACCAAGUGCAGCGAGAGAAGUGGGCAGGACGAGGGGCAGGACCAGGGGCGCAGGCAUGAGUUCAAAGAGCAGAAGAGGAUGGACUCCAGAGAGGAGUCGAUAGAGUCGCUGGAGGAGGUCUUCCACACGAUCCAGAGUGUGACUGGAGAGGAGAACCUGGACAUGCUGGUCUCCCGCUUCAUCCAGGUCGAAGAUAAGAACUUUGCCCUGUUCAACUACGUAAACGAGCAGAACAACGAAGUAGAAUCACUGAGAGACCAGAUCAAACAGAUCCACGGUGAGAUGGAGCAGUAUGGAGUGGAGGAACUGCAGCAGGACACGGAGCAUCAAGCUCUGUUGAGGGACACAGACGAGCAACAGAAAUCCUCAGAGUCUGAGGCACGUGGGUAUGAAGCUCAGACCAGCACUGUGAGCAAGACCCUGGACCACAUAAAGACAGGAGUGAACAGCUUGUUCCAGGAAAUGGAUUGUGACUGCUCCGUCAUUGAGGAGAUGCUGGGCUCCUCAGCUGGGAUCCGGGAGAACAACAUCAUGAGCUACCUGAGCCUGGUGGAGCAGAGGACCAAUGAGAUGCUCACCAUCCAGGCCUUCCUCAGCUCCAGGGACCUGGAGAGAGAUUAUGACCCGAAAGAUUUGGCUCGGUUCCUCCUGGGUCAGAAUCCAGAGAUGCCCAGACAGAACGUUGUCAUUCAGCCCCUACUCACCGGGGUCGAUUAUGACACAGAGGAGUCUCUUCUGACGGAUGAGGAGGAGAGACCUCUCUCUAAGAGUGAAAUACGCCAGAGGAUCUUAACAGGGGUUCUGCGUAAGGAGGACUCAGUCCGUCCGGCUGGAGGGAGAGAUACCAAAGCCCACAGGAACCGCUCCCUGGUGCCCUGAGUCUGCAUGCAACUCUGGCUGUACAGGAGCCUGUCAGGGCAGGUGGGCAGCACAGUUCAUGUGCACUAUCAGCCCUCCUCCAUCUAUUGAUAGGCCCUGUAGAAGUGGAAUUGAUUUAGAUCGAAACACAAUACUUUUUGUAGAACAUUAAGGCCUCAGCGAUAGAAACUAUGUGUCACAAAGGGACAAGAUGUGGAAAUACAUCUUGCCCUCGUUGUUUAGGUAUGAUUUCACUUUUUAGGUGUAGUCUUCCACUAAAAUUUAUUUAGACUAUGAAGCCUCAUCACGGUCUGUUACAAUACUGGGAUUUGUUACUGUAAGCUUGAACUCAUUAGGUGAGGAGACAUGAAGGGAUCUAUUAAAGUCUGUUAGCUUACUGGGUGUUUCACGUCUUUUUUCCAUCUGCCAUGACCCACGGCUAUUAUUGCUCACUGAUGGCUGUUUCACAAGUGUAUAGAACAUAGGAAGGAUGCAAGACAACACAGUGUCUUCUGGAGUGUUGAGAACAAUGCUUCAUCCAGUUGAGGUUUCUCAAUUGAACAGAAGGGGGCAGCACCUCUGUGUUCUUGAGCAUAU